GCGAAAAUUCCCAUUAACUACAGCAUCAACAAUACAAAUCCUCAGUCGCCAAGAUGAUGAAGAAAUUCGCUCGCGCCUACUCUUCGGCGUCAGCCACCCUUGGCUCAAACCCUGUUCCUCCUUCAAAGAUUCAAUACAUUCCUACUUCAGGAAAAUACCCCAAAGGCUUUAUCGCUUCAGGUGUUUUGGCUGGUGUCAAACCUGGCAAUACCAGCAAGCCCGACAUCGCCCUCGUCACUUCUGAUCGUCCCUGCGCCGCUGCUGGUGUCUUCACAAAGAAUAAGUUCCAGGCUGCUCCUGUGACCUAUAGCAGGAAACUUUUGCAGCAGAAGAAGAACGCGGGCCUGCGAAGUGUGGUUGUCAAUUCUGGUAAUGCGAAUGCUGUCACCGGCACCGGAGGUCUUGAAGAUGCUACCAGUAUGGCCCGCACGACAGAUCAGAGAGUUGGUGAUGAGGACUCUACUAUUGUUAUGAGCACUGGAGUAAUUGGUCAGAGGCUGCCAAUUCAGAAGAUUCUCGACAAGAUCCCCACAGCUGUUAGCAAGGCUGGUGGUUCUCAUGAGAACUGGCUUGAAUGUGCAAAAGCUAUCUGUACCACAGAUACUUUCCCUAAGCUCAUGUCUCGAUCCUUUGAGCUUCCUUCUUCUCCAGGCGUUGAGUACCGCAUUGCUGGUAUGACAAAGGGUGCAGGCAUGAUUGCCCCCAACAUGGCGACUCUUCUUACCAUCCUGGCUACCGAUGCUCCUAUCUCCCCUGAUGUCAUGCCCAAUGUUCUUCGACAUGCGGUGGACCGGUCAUUCAACUCCAUCACCAUUGAUGGUGACACUUCUACCAAUGAUACUGUUGCUCUUCUUGCUAACGGUGCCGCUGGCGGAAAGGAGGUCACUUCUGAGCAGUCUCCAGACUACCAAGCCUUCCAGAAGCUCCUCACCGAGUUCUCUGUUGACUUGGCCAAGUAUGUCGUCCGAGACGGUGAGGGUGCUACCAAAUUUGUUACCAUCCGUGUCGUCGACAGUGCUUCUGAGGAGGCAGCCCGUGAGAUUGGUCGAUCCAUCGCCAAAUCCCCCCUCGUUAAGACUGCUCUGUACGGAAAAGAUGCCAACUGGGGCCGUGUCCUUUGCGCCACCGGAUAUGCUCUCAUUUCUCCUCCUGGCCAACCUGUGAAUGACGUUCCUGAGAUUACUCCCGAGCGCACCAAUGUCUCCUUCGUCCCUACCGAUGGCUCAGCUGAGCUGAAGCUGCUCGUGGACGGUGAGCCCGAGCAGGUCGACGAGAAGCGAGCAUCGGAGAUUCUCGCCAUGGAAGAUCUUGAGAUCGUUGUCAAGUUAGGUACAGGCGACAAGUCUGCUGUGCACUAUACCUGCGACUUCAGCCAUGACUAUGUCACUAUCAAUGGUGACUACCGAACUUGAGGGUUGCUAAGAAGGAGUUGACGAUCUUAUCAAAAAUAUAGCCUGAAUUGCAUGUCUACAUGAGCCGAUCUGUGAAUUUUGAUAUGAUUAACAAGAUAUCUUGUAUGGAUGCGUAACGAAUGCGGCAUGCAGGGUCUUGAGGAGACAUGCCAGGCAACGCAUUGUAAAUAUUUCCAGAAGCCUG
Messenger RNA from Fusarium oxysporum Fo47, 1596 nucleotides. RefSeq names its product glutamate N-acetyltransferase. Gene Ontology annotation, cellular component: mitochondrial matrix. Gene Ontology annotation, molecular function: L-glutamate N-acetyltransferase activity, acting on acetyl-CoA as donor; L-glutamate N-acetyltransferase activity, acting on acetyl-L-ornithine as donor. Gene Ontology annotation, biological process: L-ornithine biosynthetic process; L-arginine biosynthetic process. The record is from RefSeq and is a predicted model, not a curated record. NCBI's taxonomy places the organism in Eukaryota, Fungi, Ascomycota, Sordariomycetes, Hypocreales, Nectriaceae. The coding region runs from base 54 to 1412 and encodes 452 amino acids. The transcript has 2 exons.